This is a messenger RNA of Photinus pyralis (common eastern firefly), 2843 nucleotides long. RefSeq names its product reversion-inducing cysteine-rich protein with Kazal motifs-like. Lineage: Eukaryota; Metazoa; Arthropoda; Insecta; Coleoptera; Lampyridae. The coding region runs from base 107 to 2149 and encodes 680 amino acids. Gene Ontology annotation, cellular component: plasma membrane. Gene Ontology annotation, biological process: extracellular matrix organization. The transcript is spliced from 9 exons. The record is from RefSeq and is a predicted model, not a curated record. Gene Ontology annotation, molecular function: metalloendopeptidase inhibitor activity.
GUUGCUUUACCUUGCCCAAUCCAAACGCGCCGUCUUGGAAGCGCCGAACCGAAAGUAACGUCAGUGCGCCUUCGGACGCGGUGAUGAGCGACUGCCGGUUGUUUGCAUGACACUUAUCCCACGUGCUUGUCAACUGUCAGCCGUGACAAUGUUAUUAACUGUUAAACGUGACAACAUUGUUUAUGUUCUUUUGUUAAUUAUUACCGCCAAUUCCGUACGGAUUUUAGCACAAGAGUGUAUGUGCUGUUCACAAGCUACAGGAUACUGCAAGACAAUCUGCGAAAAGAUAUCAUUGGUAGAAAUAGCAUCGGAUGCCAACGUAAAAAACAACACAUUGCAAGAGAUACAGACGUACUGCUCGUCACAACUGAACUCAUUUUGGGAAUGCCUAAACGCCACUUUUAAAGAAAUUGCACGUGGGGAAUCGUGGUCGGGUCGUGUAUGCUGCACGUUACCAUUAAGCGAGACGUGCAAGAGGUCGUGUGUGACGGCCACGUCCGAGUACGAUCUAUAUCAGGGAUGCCGUCAGAGUGACGAGAUUGACUUCUUCAGUUGCAUUGACAAGCAGAAUCAGGGGGAAAGCUGUUGCUCGCACGCCAGGACGAACGAUUGUCGAUACGCGUGCAGGGAAAUUUUUAAAAAUCACCUCACCCCCUCCAAGAUACAAAGGAACCAAGUUAUCACACAGUGCGAGUAUUCUAGUCCAAAAGUUCUAAAUUGCAUAAAAAAUUUUACCAAGGUGACGCCAGCAACGAAUCUGCACAAACAAAUCCACUGUUGCGACAAAUCCAACAAAAGCAAAUGCCGAGAAGCCUGCAAAAAUGCGCUCCUGACCACAGUGACCCACCAAGAGGCGAUCGAUAUGUUGGAACUGGGUGGUUGUGGCCUUCCAUUACUGCAGGAUCAAUUUUGGCAAUGCUUCUUCAAAUCGGACGACACGGUAGCUACAUCGGUCGAAGUGUCGCGGAUAGAAAAAGUAGGAAUGGAUUCGGCAAAAUGGCACUGUUGCCAGAAGGCGACAACAACCCACUGUAAAAGAUUGUGUUCGAAAACGUUUAGAAAGGAUUGGUCGACGUCUUGGGAACAAUUUCAUCUGAAAUGUUUGAGCCAAGUGACCGAAGAGUCGCUGCGCAACUGCAUUGAUGAAGUCGAGGAACCGUGCGAAUUGGGAUGCGAUGGCCUCAGCUUUUGCACGAACUUCAAUAAUCGGCCGACAGAGCUGUUUCGUUCGUGCACCCCCCAAGCGGACGAAGCGGCUAGGAAUGACGUCACGAUAUGGAAUAGCCAAAACGACUUGAGCUUACCGGGACUUAAUUUACCGCUCAAAAAUAUUUCGGAAUGUUCGCCCAACACGUGGAAGACUGUCGCGUGUACUCUCCACAUCAAACCGUGCUCUAGACAUUCACACGCGAAUCAGAUCUGUCGCGAUAUUUGUCUAGAUAUUAUUUCGCUUUGCAUCGACUGGACGACCGUACCUUUGGAGCACACGCCCGAGUCGAUUUGCGAUAAGCUGUCGCCAGAACACCCGGACGUCUCCUGCAUAUCCCUGCAGAAUUAUUUGCGACCCGCUGAUAAUGUGUACCAAACGCCGAGCGGGCAAGUUUCGUCGCCGUGCAAAGGGGAUCCGUGCGCUACCGAUCAGGUCUGCAUAGUCAACCGAAAUUGUGUGGGAAGCUCUUGUUCGCCAUACAAGUGCGUGCCCGGUUGCAAAUUGGGGGAGGUGUCCGAGUACAUGGUGCCAGACGGCACUUUCGUCAGAAUACCCAUGCCGAAUAAUCCGAAGGGAUGUCUCCAAAUUUGCAAGUGCAACAAGGGACGAAUAGAAUCGUGCCAACCCCUUCUUUGUGUCCCUCUAAAUCCGUGCGUGGUCGGCAAUGGAGAGUAUAAGGAGCACGGGUCCGUCUACACCAAGGAGUGCAACACCUGCACUUGCUACGCUGAAGAGAACAUCUGCACGAAAAAGCAGUGCCAAGCUAAUUCGGUUACUGGAAAUGAUUCCACAUUUACGACUUUGCCGUGCAAUUAUCCUCCACACUAUAUCCCAGUUUGUGGUAGAAAUGGAAAUACUUAUCCGUCGUCUAGUUUGGCAAAUAUUAACGUCAUACCGCUCGGUUUAAAUGAAGAGGCUACUUUAAUACUAGAGUUUUGAGCAUAAUGCGAAUUUGACUCUUUUCAAAUUAUUUUUUCAAGUCAUUUUUGAACGUAUUUUAAGUGAAUGAGAGAGGAUCGGCUCUUGUGGGCCUCUAUAUCUUUUCGUAUAUGUUCCUUGACUCCAGCUUUAGAAUUUGGAAUAUCCAGGUUUCAUGUGGUAUCUCCCUUGCGGGCCGUGGUAUCUGCGGACUCUGGGGUCUCCAAGGCGUUUUUUUCUAAAUAAAUGCCACGGUUACUCCUGCCGUAUACAGGUUUAUGGAUCUUAUUUAGUUGUGCAGUACAGGACCUAAUUGCAAUGAUUGCACCGUAUUUGUGGAUUGUUCGGUUUUUGAAGCGUUGACAUAAAUUCGUGGGUGUAAGGCAACCUAAUAAACCCGUUCCGGCGUGAUGAACCCUGUCAGUAGGGGCCGCCGGUUUCUCAAUUUUGAUACCCGUUACCGUACCUGUUACCAAAGGAAGAAUGUUGGUUAGGAUUUCUAAGGUCCACGUUAGUGUUGUGUUAUAAGCUGUAGUCAUUCGUAAGAGGAAUGACGCCCUUACCAUUACCUCUGAUUCGUAUAUGGUAGAUCUUAGUGCAUGUAAAUAUAUGUUAUGUGUUACGUAUUUAUGGACUCUGUCACUCCCUAGUCCGUAGCGGUAAUGCAUAGCUGGACUCAAAUAUAUUUAUUUAUUUGUUACUCAGUUGUAAACGU